Labeo rohita (rohu) is the source of this 10722-nucleotide messenger RNA. It is a transcript of the gene insrb, whose product is annotated as insulin receptor b. Gene Ontology annotation, biological process: cell surface receptor protein tyrosine kinase signaling pathway; glucose homeostasis; protein autophosphorylation. The record is from RefSeq and is a predicted model, not a curated record. Gene Ontology annotation, molecular function: insulin receptor substrate binding; insulin receptor activity; phosphatidylinositol 3-kinase binding. Gene Ontology annotation, cellular component: insulin receptor complex; axon; membrane. The transcript has 21 exons. Bases 1128 to 5183 code for a protein of 1351 amino acids. NCBI's taxonomy places the organism in Eukaryota, Metazoa, Chordata, Actinopteri, Cypriniformes, Cyprinidae.
CCAGCUGACUGGCAGUACUUGUUUACUGGUGGAGGUACACAGGGAGAGACGAGAGGGGGAAAACCAUACCGCCGACAACACGAGAGAAGUUUUUUUCCCACUUUCAGCCCAUUCCCACGCCAAUGAGUUCAUCGAAACCGCACACCGGGGUCUUGUGGACGGAAUUGAGUGGUUUUAUGGGCAGGCCGGACACGCGUUGGACGCUGCUCUGUUGAUUAACGUGGAAGAUUAAAACGCAACGCGGCCGUGACGCGCGUACGCUCACACACUUCGGGAGCAUUGUGCUGGAAGCAAAGGCUUUAGGGGAAUAUCCAGAAUUUUAUUGGGCUCUGACCGCUUUGAAUUUACACAAACGUGUGUGGAUGUUUAAUAUCAAGGGACGGUGGCUUUUUUUGAGAGUAGAAUAGAAAAGAAAUCAUUUUUUUGGUGUAUGCAUGUAUAUGUGGAGAUGAGGAGAUGCCUAUUUUUGAUAGGAACAUUUGGCAGUGCAUGAAACGACCUGUGGAAUAACGCUUAUUUUUUGCUUCUUCCCUCAGAGACGAGAUUAUUCAGAGGCGAAUUAUUGGAAUUUUUGACUAUUGGGAACCUUUCUGUGAACAUUUGGAAUAUUUUGUUUGUUUGUUUGUUUUUAAAGCAACCUCUGGGGUGCCAUAUUACAAUUUUUAUUAUUAAUAUUCCAUACAUUUUCUAGCCAAAACAGGGGUAUGAAAAAGUUGCAAUGUACUGUACCCUUAAGGGUACCUCAUUCCUAGAAGUGUGGGAUUGAUUCCAUGGAAGAAAUGCAUGGACGUUUUUCAUGCUUGAUCUACUGAAAGCAAAGAUGAAUUCGAAAAAUCGUUCAAAAUGAUUUUUGUUCAUUUAUUUUUCACUAGGGUGCAAGAUCAUGUUAUUUAAUGCUAAUUUCGCUCAUGCUUUGAAGGCAACAGCUACUUAAACUGAACAUUAUUUUGAACUGAAGCACGCUGGACCCCUGGGUCCCCUUCUUGGGGGGUCUCAUUUGACUUGUUUUUGGCCCGGAUAUAAGCUAAUUAAGGUUUUAUCUUCUUUUACCGCUCUACAGCUGUUUUUUGCACACACCAGAGGUGGAUUUAAUUUAAGAAGAAAACUAAAACGUGUCGCCAGGCAUAAUGCGGCUGGACACAUCUAUGGUUGUUUUGCUCACUUUCGCCUACAUCGUGUGCCUCUGCGGAUCGCUAAAUGGAGAAAUUUGCCCCAGCACGGACAUCCGCAACAAUGCGACCCACCUGCGUGUUCUUGAGAACUGCACGGUGAUCGAAGGCCACCUGAAGAUCCUGCUCAUGUUCAAGACCAGAUCGGAGGACUUCCGUGGCCUGAGCUUCCCGAAGCUGGUUGUGAUCACUGACUACCUGCUCCUCUUCCGCGUCUACGGCCUCGAGAGUCUGGGCGACCUGUUCCCCAACCUCACCGUCAUCCGCGGCAACAACCUCUUCUUCAACUACGCCCUGGUAAUGUUUGAAAUGAUCCAGCUGAAGGAAAUCGGCCUCCAUAGCCUGACCAACAUCACGCGGGGAGCGGUACGCGUCGAGAAGAACCCCAACCUCUGCUAUCUGUCCACUCUCGACUGGUCCAAGAUCUCCGACUCGGUGGAGGACAACUACAUUGUGGCUAACAAGGACGAUCGGGAGUGCGGAGACAUUUGCCCGGGUACCAUCAUGGGGACGAUAACCUGCAAACAGACCACCAUCAACGGGAACUUCGGAGAACGUUGCUGGAACCAGAACCAUUGCCAACGAAUUUGCCCUUCCGAAUGCGUCCACGGAGCUUGUACCCACCAUAAGGAGUGCUGUCACGACCAGUGUCUGGGCGGCUGCUCCGUGCCAGGGAACUCGACCAAAUGCGUGGCUUGUCGCAACUUCCUGUUUGGCGACACCUGCGUGGAGCGCUGCCCGCCGGGCUACUACACCUUCAAGGGAUGGCGCUGUGUGUCCUUUAAAUUCUGCCAGGAUCUCCACAACCAGUGUAAGGGCAAGAGCGGCGACUGCCAUGAGUACGUUAUCCACAACGGAGCCUGUAUCCCAGAAUGCCCGUCUGGAUACACCACCAUGAAUUCCACCUCGUUGAACUGCACGCCCUGCACCGGUCGCUGUCCCAAACUGUGUACGGGGGUGAAGACGGUGGACUCGGUCACCGCCGCUCAGGCACUGCGUGGCUGCACGGUGCUCAACGGCAGUCUGAUCAUCAAGAUCAGCAAAGGAAACAACAUCGCUGCGGAGCUGGAGUCUAGUCUGGGUCAGCUGGAGGAGAUCACGGGCUAUCUGAGCAUCCGCAGAGCCUACGCUCUCGUCUCGCUCUCCUUCCUCCGCAAGCUGCGCGUCAUUCGCGGGGAAACGCUGGAAAACGAGAACUUCUCUUUCCACGCCUUCGACAACCAGAACCUGCGGCAGCUGUGGGACUGGAACAAACACAACCUCACCAUCCUCAACGGCAGGAUGUACUUCGGCUACAACUCCAAACUCUGCAAGUCUGAGAUCAUCCGCAUGGAAGAAGUGACCGGGACCAAGGACAGGAAGAACGAAAUCAGCAUCCCGGCGUACGCCGACCAGGCCUUCUGUGAAACCCAAGUUCUUAAUUUUACGGUGAUCCGCACGACCUCCGACAAGAUCCUCAUUAAGUGGCAAGCGUUUUGGCCCUUGGACUUCAGAGACCUGCUGGGAUUCAUGGUCUUCUAUAAGGAAGCUCCUUAUAAGAACGUGACGGAGUAUGACGGCCAGGACGCCUGUGGCUCUAACAGCUGGGCGAUCGCAGACGUGGAGCCUCCCGAGCGUAACUCCGAGGGCAAAGGCCAGAACGAGCCGGGUCUCAUCAUCAUGCCUCUGAAGCCCUGGACCCAGUACGCCAUCAUGGUCAAAACCCAACUCGCCGCCUCCGACGACCACCUCGUCCGCGGGGCCAAAAGCGAGAUCAUCUACGUGCGCACCAACGCCACCCGACCCUCGGUACCGCUGGACCCCAUUUCCUGGUCCAACUCCUCCUCCGAGAUCAUUCUCAAGUGGAAGCCGCCCUCCGACCCCAACGGCAACAUCACCCACUACAUCGUCUACUGCCAGAAGCAGGAUGAGGACAUCACGCACUACAAGUUCGACUACUGCCAGCAAGGGAUGAAAGUGCCGUCCCAUACGCCGACGCACCACGACAUCGAAGACGACCAGAAGUGGAACCAAACGGAGGUGCCCGACCAGAAGGGCCGCUGCUGCGCCUGUCCCAAAACAGAGACGCAGCUGAAGAAAGAGGCUGAGGAGACUGAAUUUCGCAAGACGUUUGAAAACUACCUCCAUAAUGAAGUGUUUGAACCCAGACCCCACCGACGGCGGCGCUCAGUUGGCGUGGCCAACGCUACCUUGCCGAAUUUCGCGAGCACGUCGUCCAGCCUGCCCAACUUUUCCACCACUUCGAGCCCGGAGAAAGAAAAGAGUCAGAAAAUGGUGUUCAAAGCCAGCUCCAAAGAGUUCAUGGUCAUCUCCAACCUGGUCCACUUCACCAGCUACCAGAUCGAAAUUCAGGCCUGCAACCAUCCCACAGAUCCGAACCGCUGCAGCAUGCCAACAUACGUCAACGCCCGAACCCUGCCUGAGCUAAAAGCUGACAACGUUGUCGGGCCAGUGACUCACGAAUUUUUUCCCGAUCAACCGGAUUUUGUCUACAUCAAAUGGCAGGAGCCAAAAGCACCCAAUGGCAUGAUCAUACUGUACGAAGUCAAAUACAUGAGAAUGUCGGAUAACUAUGAGGAUCAAAUCUGUGUGUCCAGAAUCACUUAUGAAAAAAACCAUGGCUAUCGAUUACGAGUAGGGCAUCCUGGGAAUUACAGUGUGAGAAUACGUGCCACUUCGCUGGCCAGCAACGGUUCCUGGACGGAGCCUGCAUACUUCUUUGUUCAAGACAGAGAUAUGAACAUGAAAAUCAUCAUCGGCCCACUCAUCUGCUUCAUUGUACUGCUGUUUCUGGCCAGUACAGUCUUCAUUGUCCUUAGGAAGAAACAAACUGAAGGACCAACUGGCCCACUGAUUGCUUCCUCGAACCCAGAAUAUAUAAGUGCAAAUGAUGUGUACAUCCCAGAUGAAUGGGAGGUGCCUCGGGAGAAGAUCAGCGUUCUGAGAGAGCUCGGUCAGGGAUCGUUUGGAAUGGUGUACGAAGGCAUCGCUAAAGACAUUGUGAAGGGCGAACCGGAGACAAGAGUGGCCGUUAAAACCGUCAACGAGUCUGCGAGCCUACGUGAGAGGAUCGAGUUCCUCAACGAGGCUUCGGUCAUGAAAGCCUUCAGCUGCCAUCAUGUGGUCCGGUUGCUUGGUGUGGUAUCUAAGGGGCAACCGACGUUGGUCGUCAUGGAGCUUAUGACACACGGUGAUCUAAAAAGCUACCUGCGUAGUUUGAGACCUGAUUCUGAGAAUAACCCAGGUCGUCCUCCGCCAACCCUGAAGGAGAUGAUCCAAAUGGCAGCGGAGAUAGCAGAUGGCAUGGCGUACCUCAACGCUAAGAAGUUUGUCCACAGAGACCUCGCUGCCAGAAACUGUAUGGUGGCUGAAGAUCUUACUGUGAAAAUUGGAGAUUUUGGUAUGACACGAGACAUCUAUGAGACUGAUUACUAUCGCAAGGGCGGGAAGGGCUUAUUGCCCGUCAGAUGGAUGGCGCCAGAGUCCCUAAAAGAUGGCGUUUUCACUGCUCACUCAGACUGCUGGUCUUUUGGAGUGGUAUUAUGGGAGAUCAGCACACUUGCCGAGCAGCCUUACCAGGGACUGUCUAAUGAGCAAGUGCUCAAGUUUGUCAUGGAUGGAGGGUACCUGGACAGACCGGAGAACUGUCCGGAGAGAAUGCACAACCUCAUGCAGAUGUGUUGGCAGUACAACCCGAAGAUGCGGCCCACCUUCCUCGAGAUCAUCGAGAUGAUCAAGGAGGACCUGCAUCCCACUUUCCAAGAAGUCUCCUUCUUCUACAGCGAGGAGAACAAACCGCCAGAGAGCGAGGAGUUCGACAUGGACUUCGAGAACAUGGAGAGCAUACCACUGGACCCCUCAUCCUGUUCCCAACGUGAGGACAGCCUCAGUAGAGACAACGGCCCCUCGGUGGGCCUACGGGGCAAUUACGAGGAGCACGUGCCCUACACACAUAUGAACGGUGGAAAGAAAAAUGGCCGAAUUCUGUCUUUACCCAGAUCUAGUCCGUCCUAACAUUCGCCUCGGCUUUUUCAGUUUUUGUUUUUUGUUUUUUUUUAAGAAAAGUUUUUAAAUGCGUUAUUUUUGCAGAGGCCCUUAAAGAUACAGAUCUCAGGUCUUUUUUGUUGUCGACGUCGUUGUUGUUGAUGUUUCCGUCUCACGGCUACACUAGUAUGGUUACAACGAAAACGGACGUUAUUUUCGCCCAUCAUCCAACGCACCAUUCGCUUUCUGACACUUUUACACUUUUGCCAAGUUUCCAAGACAGUUUGGUUGGGCGGUGGGGAAAAGCAAACUGUGAACAUGACUAAAUCAACCAGAAAAGCUGCUUCGGCUACGUCACCUCAAAGUCCACUUCCUUUUCCCUUGGAUGCUUAUUUCCUGUCUCUAUUUUUUCUUUUUUUAAAGAUAGUGGCCUUUUAUUAAGUGGCCUAUAAAAAGAGAAGUGUCUAUCAAUGCUUGUGUUAAUUUCUUUAGAACAAUGACUUUACAGUGUGGAACUAUGGGAUGGCUUAUAUACUUUUAGAACAAACCUUCGUUUUGUAGAGGAAUGACUUUUAUUUUGUCCUGGAGAAUUCCUGAAUUCACUUAGAUGAUAUUCACACGGUGUUCUGGUGAAUGAGGUUUAAUUUAUUUGCUUUAUUAUUAUUAUUUUUUUCCUCUGAGCUUUUUACUCCUGUGUCCUUUUUACCGGCUGAAGGAUAUUUAACAGUUAUGAAUUGGACAAAAGAGUUCCUCAGACUGACCAAUAGCUGCUGCUCUGAUAUAUAGUGGGUAUUUGAUUUUCAUAUAUAUAUAUAUAUAUGUGUGGUAUAUAUAUAUAUAUAUAUAUAUAUAUAUAUAUAUAUAUUUAAAUAUUGAUUGGUAUCAGUAUUUUAAAUAUACUAUUCACAACAUCUGAACUUUUGUACAUAAUUCUAAUGUCUUUUUCUAAUGUCUUCAUCAGCUUUGCUUAUACAAUAUUUUUUGCAACAAUGUCUCUUUUUAUGAGCUGUUUUUUUUAUGUCUAACCAAAAAAAAAAUCGCAUUAAUUAACGUGCAAGUUGACUCACAAUGAUAUUCCAGCGUACAGUGGGGAGCGUUUUUGGUUUGGCCUGAAUUCGAAUGAUGCAAAAUGACAAUUUCAUUUCGGAAUAACUGCUCAGUUCAAGAGAGUAAAUAUUUCCAUAAAUCAAAUUUUGGGAUUGCCGAUAGCUGUUGUGGAGAAUGUUUUGGGAAUGUUUCGGAGCUUUGUCUUCAGUGGGAUAUGAAAGGUUGUUUUUGGCUCGAUUUACCUGAUUUUUCCAACGUUAUCUCACGACCAAUUCGUACGUAUUUCACAAAUUCGUACGAAUUCGUACUACCUCACUCACUCAAUAUGUAUGAUUUGAGUGGCAGGGCUAGGUGUAAGUCAUUCGUACAAAUUCAUACGUAUUGUGCGACUCGUAAAAUCCGUACGUUUUCGCUAAAAACGUAUGAAUUUGUACGAAUGAGGUCAUACGAAUUAGCCGCCUCAUAAAAUAUGUACAAUUUGCCAUGAGAUCAGGCUGGAUUUUUUACCUAGAUUAAGGAUUUUAAUAUGAAAGAUAAGCUCUACCGAGGGAUUCUGGGUUGUUUGUUUUUCGACGACGGAAAUAUACGCAUUCGACUUGACAAUAUUCGAAUCGGAUCAAUAAAACAUUCCUGUAAUUUAUCCCCAGUGAGGCUCCGGUACCUAUAUCAAACGUGAGUGUAGUUUUCGCACAGCUUCACGCAAUAAGCCGUGAAAGGGAAGUCUUAGAAGACCACAGGGAAAGUAAACUUCCUUCUCUGUCAGAAUGACGCCGCUUUUUCCCAAAUAAUCCAGCUUUCGUAGGCAAACGCUCGAUUCCUCAACUUUGUGCCUUCUCCGAUCGCCAGAGGCAAAAGAGAUGGCGUUUUUACUGGAUCUCGCUCGUCAUUAUCAAAAAAUGUGCACAUUUCAUGUAUGUGCGUGGAUAUUUGUGUGUGUGUGUAUGUAUAUUUAUUUGUGGGUAGUUCAGGAGGGAAACGACAGGACGAGGCUGAAAUUCACACGUAAGCUUUUUUCCUUUCCUCACAGUAGCCUGAUAAAAAACGUUCCCUUGGUCCCAUUGGCUUUAUCUUAGAUGUACAUAGAAGUUUAAUCAAAAUCAAACUUGCUUGUAGCUCUUCAUACACUAUUACAAAGAAAGUCAGUUUUUAUUUCUUGUAGCAGUGAGCAGACGUCUGAUUUUUGUUUUUACCUAAAUAAUAUUACCAUAUCUUUGAAAAGGCAAAUAAUGAUAUUUUAUUUAUUUUAUGAUCCUCAUAAUUAUGUAAAUCCCUGCUAGCUUUUAUUACAAUACUCUAAGGCGGGUAAAACUAGUCUUUUAGUUGUUUAUUUUUAGUUUAAGGAGAGAUACAGCCGGUGUGGUCGCGAACGCAGGUGGUUUACUAGCGCUAAUGUCUUUCUGUUGGUUGUUUGGACACAGUCUACCUCAGUAUGUUGUUAGAAAAAAUUUUUUUAGAGCCAAGUGCAUCUCUCUUUAGUUGUUUGAAUUUCUUUAACAGGCUUGUUUCGGGGCAGCAAGAACCAUGUCCGCAAUCCCAAAUUCGGCCACUAGAGGCUCUCUCUUUCGCAAUGAUUACGUAUCACUCCCCUUUUGAUUUUGGUGAAAGCUUAGAACCCAAAGAUUCGCUUAAAUGGGUGUCUUUAUUUGAAAUUCGCAGAGCCAGUUGCGAAAAAUUUGAUGAAACGAAAGUUUAACCAUAGAGUAUUACGAAGUUGUGGUAUGCGUAAAAACUAGCUUUUAUUUUACGGUACAUCGUUCGGCUCUGCUAAUCUGAGGUAUUAUGGAGUUUAUCUCUUCGUCGAUUACGUGAAGCACUUAUUUGAAUAAUACAAAAAAUUUGCAAAGCCACUUGUCGUUACUUCGCAAAAAGCUUUCGCCCAUGUGUUUUUAAACUGAAUUUAGUCACUUCCGUAGAGACUACUGAAUCACAGUUUGUUGCGCGAAAACGCCCUGAAACAUUUAGCGAUGUUUUCUUUUUAUUUUAUUGGCUCUGUAGUUACAGUGGGCGUACAACCAUUUGUGAUUCCCUUGGUCUUCUUCGCUCACUGCAGUAUCUUACCGAACAAACUUUCUGGUGCCCCGAGUUCAGUAGUUUUGCGUACAAAAACUUUGUUCACUGUUUUUGGUUUGUUUGCACCAAAUGUGAUUGUCAAUGUCUUUUUUUUUUUUUUGUUCCAUGUGUUUUCUACUGUGAAAAUUUCUAUCAAUGCCAUAGUUUAUAGUAAACACGGACUUCACCUGCCUCUCCUUACACGUGCGUUCAUAAAUACUCUCUCGGACAAUCCUACGUGCCAUAGAAAUGUUUUAUUUUCCUCAGGGAGAUGUGAGCGUUGGGUUUCGUUUAUCGGAGGAGCGUCAAUUUUAUCCACUGCUAGCUUAAUCGGAUGGACAACUGCAAAAACGAUGCCUUUGGAUGCGGGUCGUGCAUCUUUAAAGCAUUUCGCAUCUUUCGUUGCCUCUCCAAUGUGUUUCGGGGAAUAAAUUGAGCGCCCCCCCUGGUGGAUCCGUAGUGCCUUGCACAAACCUAAGUAUCCUCCAAGCCAAACCUGGCCAACAAACUCCCUGGACCGGAUUGUUUUUCACCCAACAUCCUCAAAAUACUGGAGCCUAUUGUACAGAUUUCUCAACAGGUUAGCACAUCUUUGGCUCUCAAUGCUUGGCUCGGUUUUACUGUAUUGGUAUAUGUGAAUGAUAUUCUUUUAUUUUGAUUUUUAAUUAAGCUGAACUUGUCUCUUCUUGGAUAUGCUACGGCUUGCUUCGUGUGCUUGAUGAACUGCCCGACGUCGUACGAUUGAUUCACUGUUACCCAAACAACAACUUUGGCAGCUCCCAGUGUAAAAGUCUAAAUUGAGAGAAUAUAAUUUUGAUAAAUGUCCUGAAAUUAACGUAGUAACAAAAACCCAAAUGCGGUUUUCUACAGCAAGCUAGAAAAGCGGAACAGGUCGAGCGCAAGGCAUUGUAUGUAUUUUAUUGUUUUUAAAAGGAAAAAGUAUUACACUUAGAGAUAUUAAUUUCUAUUUUUUUAGUCAAAAUAGGGAGGGCAAAUUCAAUUACUUUUUUGACUGUAAACUUUUACUAUUUCAUGUACAUUACGGAAUUAACAUUAUCAAUGUAUAUAGCUUUCUUUUUCGAUAAAAGUGUGAUGUCUUUUGUUCAUGGCAUUACACUGUGAUUCAGAGAUAGAAAUGACAUCGAUUUUACUCUCCAAACUGAUCGGAUGACGAACUGUUCGGGGGUUUGGCCUACAAUGAUGUUCUUUGUAUGACUUUGCAUUGUUGUUUUGACUUUUUUUUUUUUUUUUUUUUUUUUGUUUCAUGUACAACUACUUGUUUGCCAUCCAAGAAAUGAUUGCAUAUCCUUUGUCAGCAUUUUGUAUUUGUAAAUUGUUACCCUUUUCUUUGUACAAUACGGACAAUUCCUCUACAUGGCGAUUCAUAAAGGUGACCGUUUGAAUAAACAAUUGUUUUUCAAUGUGAAAAACUGGAAAAGACCACUGCAGACUUUAUUAUAAGCUACAAUCCUGCAAAAAUAAAGGUAUAGUUGACAUCUGAAAUUAUCACUAACAGCUUACUAUGAAAGCUUGUUUCCGCCACAAGAUAAAACAUAGUUUAUAUUUCACAAUUCUGUCUCUUAAAGUCUGAAUUGUGAGAUAAAAAAGCAAUUUCGAGAUGAAAACUUGCAAUUCUGAGUAAAAGUCCAAAAUGUGUGGGGAAAAACAAGAAUUUGUGAGAUAUAAACAACACAAAAUACAAUAUAAAUUAACGAUUUAAAAAAAAAACAAACAACUGAAUUGUGAGAUAUAAAGUCAGUUUUGAGAUAUAAACUCUCAAUUUACGAGAAGAGCUCCAAAAUGUGCGAAAAAAGGCUAAAUUUAUUGGAUAUAAACUCUCAAAUGCAAGAGAAAAGUCAGAAUUGUGAUAAGUCAGAAUUGUGAUAAGUCAGAAUUGCGAAAUACAAACUCGUCUACACAAAUUACGAGAUAUAAAUUCGCAAUUUCAAAAAAGUCAGAAUUAUGAGAUGUAUAUUUGCAAUUUUGAGAAAAAAAGUUCAAAAUACUUCUUCUACGAAGAAAGGCAGAAUUUGUGGGAUAUAAACUCACAAAUGCGAGAUAAAGUCAGAAUUGUGAAAUACAAACUUGACAAUACAAAUUACGAUAUAAAUUCGCAAUUUCAACAAAUGUCUGAAAUAUGAGAUAUAAAGUUUUGACACAUAAACUCGUAAUUUGUAGGGAAAAGGCCAAAAAUGUGGGAAAACUCAUAAUUGCAAGAAGUCCGAAUUCCGAAAUACAAACUUGACAGUACAAAUUAUGAGAUAUAAAUUUGCAAUAUCAAAAAAGUUGCAACUUGUGAGACAUAAACUAAGAACUGUUAUUUCUUUAUUACGUUGGGGGGAAAUAAAUUGGGAAGGCUAAACUUAGAAUUGAGAGUGAAAAGUAAGAAUUGCGAGAUAUAAACUCGAAAUUGCAAGAAAAAAAGUCAGAAUUCAGAGUUUACAUCUCGAAGUUUUAACAUUUUUUUUUUUUU